AUGGGGGGAACUUUUUUCAUUUUUCUUGCAACAAUAACAAUUACUCAUGUGUCACUCCUACUAAACUCAGUCAUUGCACUGAAUCCAAACAAAGGGUUUAGUUUAAGGAUGAUCCAUAUAGACUCCAAAGAAUCACCUUUAUACCUAGGUGACCAUUUAACAUGGGACGAGAGGCUUCAAAGACUCGUUGAGCAAACCAGAGCUCGAGCGCGCUACAUUGAGUCACAAAUAUUACUGGAGAGCAAUGCAACACACUCCAUGAAUCCUGAUAUUGCACGAUUGCGUACAGUUUACGAAGCAGCAAUGUUUUACAUUGCAGAGGUUGGUUUAGGUAAUUUUCCUGGUAGUGAACCGCUAUACAUGAAUUACUAUUUGAUGAUUGAUUCAGGUAGUGUUUUUACGUGGCUUCAGUGCCAAGGUGCCGCUCCAACUUUCACACAAGAUAUGCCACUUUAUCCUUGGAACUUGUCAACUACAUUUCGUCCUGUAACUCCUGUUCCUUGUAACAAAGCUCUUUGCCCGUCAGGUCGGUGCAAUGAUUUUGGUCAAUGCACUUACGUAGCAGGCUAUGUCAGUGGACCAAUUUCAUCUGGUAUUGUUGCUAAAGAGAGGUUCACUCUAGGCUCCAGCACUGGUGCGGGUGCCCUCGAAACUAUGGAUUUAUACGUGGGUUGCGGUCUCCACCAAGAGAAUUUUGGUGUUGCGUUGGGUAAUAAUCAUAAAACUCGCCGCCGUGAUCUCAUUGCAGGAAUACUUGGUUUAGGGCGAGGCCCAUGGUCUUUUCUAAGUCAAAUGAGUUCUGCCGGACAAGGUAGAUUUUCCUACUGCUUCGAGCCGUCUAACCGAAAAAUCAAGGCAUCCAACACAUAUUUAAGGUUUGGUGCAGAUGCAACAACGGGAACCGCAGCUCGAAGAGUAGGUGAAACUCCUCUUGUGGAGCGGGGGAAAUCUCGUAAGACAUUCUAUUACUUAAAUCUAGAAGAUGUUAGUGUAGGUGACAAACCAGUAGGAUUUCCUAGAGGUACUUUCGAGCUUAGGAAUGAAGCAGAAGGUGGUACUAUGAUAGAUUCUGGUGCUCCACUAUCCUUGAUGUAUAGACCUUAUUUUAACAAAGUUGUAGAUUUGGUGAGGGCACAUUUUGAGAACCUCAAAGUUGAAUACAUUGGUCGCAUAGGAGUUGCCGAUGCUUGUUUCCAUGGAGAAUUUGAUAGUUACAACUAUCCUCCUAUAACACUUCAUUUUCAAAACGCAAACUAUGUUAUUUCAGAUCAUAGAGCUAAUUUUAUUAGAAUAAAUGCUAACUACUUUUGUUUCGCGUAUUUCGCCAGAGAGAGUAAGAGGCCAGCUUUUAAGUUAGGAGCAUUGCAACAAAUAAACAAACGGAUUGUGUAUGAUACCAUGGAUGAGAGGCUCUCCUUCCGUGAUGAGGAUUGCAGAUUAGAUCCAUCAAACUAG
Messenger RNA from Papaver somniferum (opium poppy), 1455 nucleotides. Its product is annotated as aspartic proteinase CDR1-like. NCBI's taxonomy places the organism in Eukaryota, Viridiplantae, Streptophyta, Magnoliopsida, Ranunculales, Papaveraceae. The transcript is spliced from 2 exons. The coding region runs from base 1 to 1455 and encodes 484 amino acids. Gene Ontology annotation, cellular component: extracellular region. The record is from RefSeq and is a predicted model, not a curated record.